Gryllus bimaculatus (two-spotted cricket) is the source of this 3456-nucleotide messenger RNA. Lineage: Eukaryota; Metazoa; Arthropoda; Insecta; Orthoptera; Gryllidae. The record is from the annotation of a GenBank genome assembly.
GUUCUGACAUUUGUAGAAUUUCCUUGCUUCCCACCCUUUUCUCCGCCUUGUUCCGUUUGGCGCUUGGAUGCUACAGUUCACAGCAAUUUUGUCAACGAAGAUGAGCCAUCAUCAGUUACGGCGUAAGCCGUUUUGUGACCAACGCCUGCUGCCGUAAAGAUUUUGUGGAUAAUUACCUUCGAGAAACUGAAAAUACAACAUGGAAGGGCAAGAGUUCGUGGAUGGGUGGAUAAGGGGCCAGAUCCUGGGAGAGGGAGCAUACGGCGAGGUGCAGUUGCUUCUAAACAAAUCUACGGGAGAGGCAGUGGCCAUGAAGGUGAUAGAACUGGGGAAACUUGGGGUCGACCAAAUGGUUAAAAAAGAAGUUUGCAUCCAUCGUAGGCUGAACCAUCAAAACAUAAUCAAAUGUUUUGGAAGUCGCCAGGAGGCCAACAAACACUACAUUUUCUUGGAAUAUGCAUCAGGAGGAGAACUCUUUGAUCGAAUAGAACCUGAUGUUGGAAUGGAAGAGUGGCAGGCACAGAAAUACUUCAAGCAGCUUCUAAAUGGUGUGGAGUACAUGCACUCCCAGGGCAUUGCCCAUCGAGACUUAAAGCCUGAAAACCUGCUUCUGGACAACCAUGAUAACCUCAAGAUUUCAGACUUUGGUAUGGCUACAAUAUUCCGCUUCCGUGGACAGGAGCGACCUCUAGAAAAGCGCUGUGGUACUCUUCCAUACUUGGCUCCUGAAGUGAUGCUCCGAACAUAUCUGGCAGAGCCAGCUGACAUCUGGGCCUGUGGGAUAAUUUUAGUUGCCAUGUUGGCUGGAGAACUUCCAUGGGAUCAACCAACAGCAGACUGCCCAGAGUUUAUGGCAUGGAAGGAUCGUAAGUGGCACACUCUCAGUCCAUGGACCAAGAUUGACACUGUAGUCCUGUCCUUGGUUCAGAGGUUAUUGCUGCCACUGCCAAAGAGCAGAGCCAAAAUACCAGAGAUCAAGGGGCAUCGUUGGAUGCAAAAGAAGUUUAGCAGAAAUAUGGUUGGUGUCAUCCGGCCUGCCAUCCAAGUGACGCCCCCUCGGCCUACCAAACGCCUAUGCUCUGAUGUGGACUUGCCUUCACCUGAGCAUGUUUCAACACGCCUGUGCCAAUCUCAACCAGAAACACGCAUAGUGUGUGCAGUGGACACAGAUUGUGAUGAUUCGCCGAAUGCUGAUGUGGUGAGCUUCUCACAGCCAGCACAGUUUGAGGAUCUGUUGCUGAGCUCCCAGUUGCACUCGACUCAAAGCACUACGACCAGUCAAAAUGUGUACCAGAAGCUAGUCAGACGCAUGACACGCUUCUUUGUGAAGCUCUCAUGUGAGCAGAGUAUUAAAUUACUUCUCUCUGCUUUGGGUGACCACGGAUGGUCAUGUAAGGCCACAACAAGGCAGGUGACUGUAACCUGUGUAGACAAGAGAAAAAUGCCUCUUACAUUCAAGGUUAACGUUUUGGAUAUGGAUGGCCAGACAUUGCUGGAUUUCCGCUUAUCGAAAGGGUGUGGCUUGGAGUUCAAGAAAUGUUUCCUGAAAAUAAAGGAAUCUUUGGAAGAAGUGGUUGAAAAGGGUCCUGUGACAUGGCCCAUUGCCAUUGCAACUAACACAGUACCCUGACACAAAUAUGCAGUCAUUACCUAUAAUGAGGGAAAAUGCUUUUACUGGCUUGUUUAUUACAAGAGUAUGAAAUAAGCAAGAACUUUCGUGUGUUGUUGAAAUUGCAAGAUACAGAUAUCUUCAUGCAGUCAACUGGAAAAGGUGUCUCAAUGCAUGAAAUGUGCUAUUAUUAUGUGCCCAAAUAGCAAUGUCUUUCAGACACUUUGUCAAAUUACAAUCCAUUGCAGAUAUUUUGAACUUUACACAAGAGAACGGAAAAACAUGGAGUUCCAAAAAAUAUUGAUUCUUUAUUAAUGUCUUGGCAGUAGAAUUGCUGAGUGGUUAUUGUGUAUGGUUUUCUAUCAGUAAUUUUCAAAAUUUAAUUUUGGACUUGCUUUGGGGAAUUUGGGGGAAGAAGCUUGUACAUGAAUGGAAAAAUUCAAUAUUUCUAGAUCUGAACCUCAACUCAGUCGGGUUUUUUCAUCCUGUUGUUACUUCAAAGUGGAGAGAGUUAGACUUCGGGUUUCUGCCAAGGAUUGUAAUUCAUAAUUUCCUUGUUACUUGUAACAUGUAUAUAACAUGUCAACUUGUUAAAUUAGUCAUUGAAAAAGAGUAUGAGAAACGAAGUAUGAUAGAACCAAACAGGAUCUAAAAUCCCAAUACAUAGAUUGUUUCCUUAGGAUAUUGAACAGCAAUGAAAAAAUGUUUAUAGUGUUCCUAACAAUACUGCCUUGUCUCCCAGUGAAUUGCCGUUUUAGAGCAUAUGCAAGGAAAGUACCUCAUUUAUUCUCAAAGUUUCAUCGAGAAUGGUUUUGAAGUACAAAAUUCCAGUCUUUGUAAUGCAGACUGGGCUGUUGUGAUAUUUUUUCAUAAGGACUGAAACUAAUAUAAGAGUUGUUACAGAAUCUUCCAUUUUUAAGGCUGAACACUUUUCCUAACAAUUGAUUCCCUACUUUAAAUGAUAUUCUUAAGGAUACUAAACCAUAAGUUUAUAAAUAUAUUGCAGUUAUAGUUCCGUAAUAAACUUGCAGAUCAUUGAAAACAGAAUUGAGAAAUGUUGUUAAUAGGCAUUGCGUAAUGUCAAUAGCUAGUACAUGACUCCACAUUAAAUGGAAUUGACUGAAAUUUCCUUUAAAAUCAACAAUCACCAAAGUGCUUUAAUAUUCAAAUAAAUGCCAUAUGUUUUAGGAUAUACCAGAAAUGCCUUUUUCAUAAAAUGUUAGGUGAGAUAGACCUCUCUACAUUCACAUUUUUUAAAUAUUAAUUAUAUUUGACCUUUGCAUGAGAGGAAGUUAAUAGUUUUGGAGUAUUUUAUUCAUUAUUUGUCAUGAAGCAUUUAAUGAAAUUUUAAUGUCUAGAUUAUUGUUAAUAUAUGAAGAUGAUUUUUAUUGACAAAUGUAAUUUGAAGCAGUGUAAUUCUAAUUGAAGUUAUUACCGAAAGAAUUCCUCCCAAUUUGUCUGAAUAUUGUUAAUUUGUCGUUUGUUUUUAUUAACAUGUUCUAUGUAAUCAAAUAAUCUCAUGAUCAUUGAUCAAUAUUCAAUUCUUUAGAAUAUUGGUUGCAUCCAGGAGGCAUAAAUUGUUGAAUUUUUGUAGUAGUGCAUUAGAUACAUGUAUGACAAGAUCUGAUAGUGUCUCUUUUUGUAGUUCUCAGUAUGCUUUAAUAAUGCUGAAACAUUUUCAUAAUGUAAUGGUGGGCAUACUUAUUGAGAAAUCUGCAAUAAUAUCCGCCAUUUUGGCAUUUUCUAGCAUGCAGUGUGAGUACCUGAUAUUUCAUUAUUUUUGUUCUUUUUGUAGCUACCAUGAAUUUUGUAAUAAAUUUAUAUAUGAAAUUAUUGUUUUAUUUCUU